AUGGCGGACGACGAGCUCGCACAGAUCCGCGCAGCCCGCCUAGCGCAGCUCAAGCAACAAGGCGCCGGAGGAGGCUCACAAGGCGGGCAAGGCGACGAGGAGGAACAGAAGCAGCAACGCGAAUCAGAAGCCCGCACCAACAUCCUUUCCCAGAUCCUUGAGCCCGAAGCCGCCGAUCGCCUGGGGCGAAUCCGCAUGGUGAAAGAGUCGCGUGCGCAGAUGGUUGAGGACCGACUGAUCAUGAUUGCCCGUUCUGGUCAACUGAAGCAGAAGGUGAGUGAGGACCAGCUGAAGCAGAUGCUGGCUAGCCUCACUGAGCAUGAGAAGCAGACUGGGCCAAGCUUGGACAAUAUGAAGGUGGUGACUAAGGGAAGGUGGGAUGAGGAUGAUUUGGAUGACUUGUUGAACGAGUCGUAG
Cyphellophora attinorum is the source of this 417-nucleotide messenger RNA. RefSeq lists its product as uncharacterized. Gene Ontology annotation, cellular component: cytosol; nucleus. The transcript has 2 exons. Gene Ontology annotation, molecular function: DNA binding. Lineage: Eukaryota; Fungi; Ascomycota; Eurotiomycetes; Chaetothyriales; Cyphellophoraceae. Bases 1 to 417 code for a protein of 138 amino acids. The record is from RefSeq and is a predicted model, not a curated record.